AUGGGCAAAAAGAGGUAUUUUUGCAGUCACUGCAAUGAUUUUGUGAGUCGAGGUACGCGAUCAAGACAUCUAAAAGAUCUUGCAGCAACAAAUGAAGCUUUCUUUGACAGUGACAAUACAGGGGCAUCCAACGACAAUUUUCGGAAAAUAUCUGUUCGGAAGACGAUUUAAGAUCUAGCAUUUUCGGAACAUUUGUUGUAAAAUUUCUUGCUUGUUUGCCUCUCCUAGGAUUUUCGAACAUCUGAAAAAUGGUAUAAUUACCCAUUUUUAACGGAUUUUUACCCUAAAAAGGUCACCUAGAAUUUUCGGGAGCCUUUUUUCUGGCUGAAAUUUUGGAAAAGCUAAGUUUUGAUCCCUAUAAUUUUCGGAUCACUAGACUUUCAGCUAGGAAAUCCGAACAGAUGAAACAUUUUUAGGGGAUAAAAAUAUGCCUUUAUCUACCGUUUAGAUACUAAAAUAGUUUAACAAUGCUAUGUUUAAGUGGUUUUGAACUUUAUUCUCGUUGGGUGCCCCUGACAAUAGCGAAGUGCCAUCUGAAAGCGAUCGGGAAGAUCUUGGUGCGUUUGAGGACAACUUAGAAUGCCAAAGUGGCCAAGACAAUCGCAAUCGCAGCUCAAACGGUAAAGCUAAUAAUCUUAGCCGUGAUAGAAAAUGGUAAGAUUUCCGCGUUCCCCAUACAUAUAUGUAUUAUGUAACAUAAAUCCCACGAACAUCCAACGAACCGACGAACUGGUAACUUUUUUGUAGGGGAGGGCUCAUUUUCAGGUCAAGCCUGCGCCUUUGACCUUUAUUUUUCUGAAGAGGAUAAUGUUUGGGGUUAUUAUAGAAAUCUUACCAAAAUUACUUAAAAUUUGCCAAGACCUUGGCACAAGAGUACGAAUUUUCAUGCAAUUAUAAUUCUUAAAUUUUAAUCUUAUUUCUUAAAUUUAAUGUACAUUUUUAAUCUUUUAUGUAUACCGUAGUAAGAUAAGAAUGAUUAUAUUUUUUAGUAUACACGACCCCUCAACCCUUGACCUCUACAAUACCGGUGGAGUAUAUGAUUGUCAUAUAUUCAUAACUUCAUCAUUGUCCUUUCACAGAUUUAUAACGAACCAAUUAAACAACGUGCUCCCAGUUGGCGGUAGAGCGCGGCACUGGUAUCGCAGAGGUCAAGGGUUCGAAUCCUGUACAAGCCUGAAUAUUUUCUUCAGGCUUUCUUUUCACAACUGCAAAAGUUGCAUCUAUAACUGCAAUGAUGUUCUUUCAUAAAAUAAUAUAAAUUCUCAUGCAAUCGUACUGCACCUGCAUAAAAUCAAGAAGAUUGAUUGUUAUAGGAACUGUUUAGUAUCCUGUGUAGCUGACGAGAACAUUUAAGGGAGGAAAAUUAAAGGAAGAGGGGCUGCAAAGUCUUGAGGAAAAUGUGGUGGAGAUGCUUUGAAAAUGUGGUGGAGAUGCUUUGAAGACUAUGGUGUUUUGAAUGGUUUUGUCACUGCAGAAGAAAAUUUUUUUAUUGGCUGAGAACAGGAAUGCAUCAAUCAAAUGCCACCUGAGAGUCCUAUACCUCCCUUAGGAAACAACGCAAAACUCUCACACGCACAAAAACAAUUCUGCAGGCUAUAGAGAUACUUGGUUUACCAGUUGGUGGGGAAUUAAACAUCCACGAAUUUGUUUUGGUUCUGUUUUCCCUUUGUUUCCCAGCUAAGUAAUCCUGGGUCAUACUCAUAGUAACCAAAAGAAAAACUAGCCCCCUGCCCUCUUCUCUUAGUUACAAUCCUGUAUAGGGAAAAGAAUAUAACAAUUUGUUUCAUUACAUAACUGAACUUUCGCCUUUUGCCUAUUGGCACUUGCAGGUGAUGAUAUAAAUGACAUUCUGGAUGCUCAAAACCCCCACUUUGGAGACCUAGAUGAUGAAGACCUCCGGUUGUUUGAUGAAGCAUUUGUUCAAAAAUGCAUUGCUGAACCUGAAGAAUUUGACAGUCUGUACUGUGAAAGCAAUUGUUCUGCAAGCCAUGAGGUAUGGGAUGAUUUAGUGGAAGAAACUGUUUUGGAGGAUGUCAACGAAUUGAAUUUCCCUGCUGCUGGAUCCCAGAGCAGAAUUUUUCUUAUCAACUGGAUACUUUUGUUUAUUUGCUAUUGGUGGAGUUAUUGUAAUAUUGCUGAUCGAGGAACUGAACUCCUUCCCCAGUUUUUGCCUGCUUUUUUUUUCUGUCAUAUCAGAACGCAUUCCAUGGAUGUCAUUGUUUCUUGCAUCAUUUCCAUCAAGUUUAUAUAUACUGAAGAAACAUUUCAACCUCCAUAAGGAUGGCUUUCAAAAGUUUGUGGUUUGCCCAAAGUGCAAUUCUCUCUACAAUUACAACUCUGCUUUUGAGAAAGUAGGUAGUCAAAGAGUUUCCAAGAAAUGCUCGUAUGUUGAGCACAUCGAAAACCAUGCAAUGAAGUUCUCUUGA
Messenger RNA from Porites lobata, 2426 nucleotides. NCBI's taxonomy places the organism in Eukaryota, Metazoa, Cnidaria, Anthozoa, Scleractinia, Poritidae. The record is from the annotation of a GenBank genome assembly.